AUGGACGACCAACCAAGAAAUACACCUGUUAGCGUUGGCGUUUAUAGCAACGCUAAAGAAAUUACAAAGGAGCGAACAGACCAUGAGCAGGCAACUUGCACCGACAUGAAAAGCUCGCUAUCUAGGUUUCCUUUCAAUGAUUCAGUCUCGAUUGCUCACACCAAAUCUUUUACGUUAAUGGUCUCAAGCUCCAGCGUCGUACUGGUCGGUCAGUCAAGCAUAGAACAAGUAAACAUUGAUCAUUGCUGUGGCCAAGAAAAGCUUUCUAAAGGAGCAGAAGCCCAUUGCCGAAAGGCAGACUCAGAUGGAAUUGUUUCCUUCAGUAUUGAAAAACCGAUGCCCUUAAUCGAGAAACAAGGGUAUCUCAAAAAACCACUAUGCGAGAGAAUUCUGAGAAGACUUGAGAUUUUGCAAGACAAUGGACAUUUUAACGAACACGAGCACUUAGUUACAUCGUUGCUUCAACUUUGUUGUGAUGGAAAUGAUCCUGACAUGGAGUUGGCCUUAAAAAUAGAGCGAGGAGUGGCGUUUGCUUAUCAGAAAGAGUCUAGAAAGAGUAAGAGUAUGUUUACCUUUGUCAUACAAACAGAACGAACACAAAAUUGGGAUGUUACGAAUCGUAGUAUUUUAACGGCAAGAGCCUAUUUUUCACUUGUUGCUUACUACAGAAAUACAAAGUCGGUGAAGUUAUCCCCGCUCUUUGAAUUUCUUCGACGCAGCGAGUUUCUUCUGCAAAAUCACGAUUCCCCAGAAGACUGGGCCGAGCUGUAUUGCAUUUACGGAUCCGUUUGGUUGAAGUAUAUGAGCAUUAUCCCUGAUGACCUGAGGAAUGCGCAGGCGCGAGAGACUGCUCGGGAUAAAGCAAAAUAUUACUAUGAGCAAGCUAUCUCUUUCUGCCAAAGGGAUAAACGACCGAGAGUUCAGAUAAAGAAACAAACGUAUUGUCAUCUCGGAUUAGCAGCACUGCUGUUAGACUGUAGUUCAACUGCCGCGCGCACCCAAGAAAAAGAAAUCGCUCACAGUGAUAUUAAGGAAGCCAAAGAACACCUUGAUUUUGUUCAGAAUAGACUUGGUAAGAGUAUACCCACGGGAACACAGGUACAGCUCUUAAAAACUCGAUCUGAUCAAUUCUAUCGUCAGAGAUUAUACCAACUGGCCAAAGAAACGGCCGAGGAGGCUUUUCAGCUCGCUUCCUCGAAUAGAUUUAACACUGAAUUAGACACUCUUCAAGAAAGGAUCCAGUUUCUUGACGUAAAGCUUGAGGUUGCCAAAGAAGUUACUAUCAUGGAAAUAGAAGAUACCCAUACUGAAAGCUGCUGUAGCGGCACCGAGUAAAGAUCACGAGAUUAUAAACUUGAAAAGGAUUGAAUAAGUAUCACAAUUAAAUAAAACAAGAUCGGAAGAAUAUCAUAUCUAUACUAAGUAUACGACAUACUCUGUGGUGG
Messenger RNA from Pocillopora verrucosa, 1445 nucleotides. RefSeq lists its product as uncharacterized. The record is from RefSeq and is a predicted model, not a curated record. NCBI's taxonomy places the organism in Eukaryota, Metazoa, Cnidaria, Anthozoa, Scleractinia, Pocilloporidae.